AUGUCCACGGAAAAUCCACCCGGCGACACCGGGAUCAUCAUCGAGAAAUUGUCUCGCAUUGAGGCAUCGGUGGAGGAUUUACAGAAUAAGGUGGAGCAGGUCACAGGGGACGUGCGAGCUCUUAGGGGCAAUAAGGUCAGUAAAUCCCUCCCAGAUCUAGCCUACCAAUACGUAACGCAUCUCUCUGACCACAUGACACGAUCGAACGGUGCUGAGAUAAUCCUUCUGCUUACCUCUACACAGGACGAUGAGGUGGACAGUGACACGAGCCCCAACCGCGGCAAUUGGGGCAGCAAACUGGAGUUCCUGCUGUCGUGCCUGGGGUACGCGGUAGGCUUGGGCAACGUCUGGAGGUUUCCAUAUCUUUGUUACAAAAAUGGCGGUGGUGCAUUCUUCAUCCCGUACUGUAUCAUGCUGUUCUUCGUCGGUAUCCCGAUCUUCCUACUGGAGCUAGCCUUGGGACAGUUUUCCAGCCAGGGACCGCUCACCUGCUGGAAAUUUGCGCCGGCCUUCAAAGGUGUGGGUGUUGCCAUGAUGGUGGUCUCGUGUCUGGUGGCCAUCUACUACAACAUGAUCCUGGCAUGGUCCAUCUAUUACCUAUUCGCCUCGUGCACCACGGAGUUACCCUGGACCUCGUGUGGAGACUGGAGCUCGCCAUAUUGCAGUGACAAAUUGACGGACGUGACGUUUGAUAACUGUACUCAGCUCUUCUACAACGCCUCAGACAACGGUGUGUGUUACCAGAAUGGCACCGUUUACGGUAUCUGGAACCAAACCGUGGCCAAGUCUUACGGUAUCAGCAAAUCUACACCUGCAGGCGAUUAUCUCAAUGCUGUAGUGCUGGGGAUCACCGAUAGUUCGGGGAUUGGAGAUGUGGGGAUGUUACGCUGGGAACUCGUGUUGUGUUACCUGGCCGCUUGGGUUGUUGUGUACCUGGCACUCAUUAAUGGCGUCAAGUCAUCAGGGAAGGUUGUGUAUUUUACGGCGACCUUCCCAUACAUCGUCCUGGUAAUCUUACUCGUCCGCGGGGUCACAUUGCCAGGGUAUAUGGACGGAAUCAAUUUCUACAUCACCCCCAAUCUGGAGAGACUCAGGGACGCCAGGGUAUGGAAAGACGCCGCUGUACAAAUUUUCUUCUCUCUCUCCGCCUCAUGGGGAGGUCUCAUCGCUCUGUCCAGCUACAACAAGUUCCGCAAUGAUAUCGUCAGAGAUACAUUCAUCGUGACGAUUGGCAACUGUGCCACGAGCGUGUUCGCCGGCUUUGUGGUCUUCUCCUUCCUGGGCUAUAUGUCCAAUGAACUUGGUAUCCCCGUGUCUGAAGUGGCCAAAAGUGGGGUGACGCUGGCGUUUGAAGUAUACCCCACAGCCGUGGCCAGCAUGCCGGCCUCCUGGGUCUGGGCCAUUCUCUUCUUCCUCAUGCUCAUCACCCUCGGGCUCGACAGUCAGUUUGUAUUAGUGGAGACCGUGACGACGGCCAUCUCGGACCAGUUCCCGUGUGUUCGUCCAUAUCGUUCCCUGACCAACCUUAUGUACUGCGUGACCCUCUUCGUCCUGGGGCUUACUCUGUGUACUAAUGCUGGUGCUUACUGGUUACAAAUCAUGGACCAUUAUGCUGGAGGCUGGAAUGUUCUCAUCAUCGCUGUUUGUGAAUGCUGGGGAGUGUCCUUGGUCUAUGGUAUCUGGAGGUUUCUGGGAGAUAUUGAAGUCAUGUUGGGGAACAGAGUCUGUUGUUGUUGUACCUGGACCGUUUGUCGUCUCUGGUGGGGAUUUACUUGGCUAAUCCUUACCCCUGUGGGGGUCUUGUUCAUCCUGGGUUUCUCGCUAUACGAUUAUGAAGACGCCACAUACGGAGACGAGCAGUUCCCCACGUGGGCGAAUGCCCUAGGCUGGCUGAUGACACUAGCUGUUGUUGCUGCCAUUAUCAUCACCCCAAUCAUCAUGUUCGUCACUGGCUCGGGUACAGCCAGCGAGAGAUUUAGGAGCCUCUUCAAACCAACAGUUGACUGGGGGCCCGCUUUGGUCAAACACCGAAAGCUGAUCAUACAUGCAGAAAUUGUUGAGGACCCCUGGUCCAGACCGAAAGACGUCCGAACCCCUAACGGAGUCGUGCUCGUGUCCAAAUCCAUGCCUUACAGCCAACGUGACGGUAUCACAAACCCCAUCUAUGACAACGGACCCGCCUUUUACCAGUCCGCCGAGGACCCUAGUGUGUUCAUUGUCCCUGAACUGGACAGAAAAUCCAAGUAUGUCCCAGAGGCUGACCAGGCACCCAAUGAGACGUCCACCCCGAGAUUCUGAAUAGUGUAGUGUUGAAGAUGUCCAAAAGCCUUUAUACCUCAGCUCAGGGUUCUGAGACAAGAGGUUCACAGAUACACAAUGUCGAGUGAGUAGCCAAGGCUAUCUGCUCGUCCACAUUUGACAGAUUCCAUCCUGCACAUGGAUGCGAAAGCAAAGGUGUGGGAAUGACGUACAUGAGCUAUACACGUUCCUAAUAACAAGCGCAUUGGCUUUCCAGUAUGGGAACUCAUAUUUGAAAAUGCCUGGCUAAAGAUUUACGAGUGUGCACGGGAUGAAGGUUUUCAUACUGGUACGGUAGGAAAGUGUUAAUAUGCCAAAAUGUUACAUGGCGAAAUUUGCCGACCCCGAGCUAGAAUUCAAGGAUUUCAGAAGCUCCCAAAACCCCAGAGAAAUUUCUGAAGCCACUUCAUGCCAAAUGGACAUAUUCCUGACGCAAAUUGCUUAGGCGAAACAAAAUGAAUUGAUUAUCAAUGAAUCUGUUGGGGUCUUAUUAAAUCAUUGAUAGAGAAAACGUGUUAUGUAAGAAUGAUGUCAGUUGUCUUAUCAGAUUUUAGCAGAUAAC
This is a messenger RNA of Liolophura sinensis, 2860 nucleotides long. RefSeq names its product sodium-dependent proline transporter-like. Gene Ontology annotation, molecular function: glycine:sodium symporter activity. The transcript is spliced from 16 exons. Bases 1 to 2298 code for a protein of 765 amino acids. The record is from RefSeq and is a predicted model, not a curated record. Gene Ontology annotation, biological process: nitrogen compound transport; sodium ion transmembrane transport; amino acid transport. Lineage: Eukaryota; Metazoa; Mollusca; Polyplacophora; Chitonida; Chitonidae. Gene Ontology annotation, cellular component: plasma membrane.